Molecule: messenger RNA, 588 nt
Organism: Salvelinus sp. IW2-2015
Lineage: Eukaryota; Metazoa; Chordata; Actinopteri; Salmoniformes; Salmonidae
Product: C-type lectin domain family 4 member F-like
Source: RefSeq, a predicted model, not a curated record
AGAGACCAGCUACAGAAUAGUCUAAAUACCAGGACCACAGAGAGAGACCAGCUACAGAAUAGUCUAAAUACCAGGACCACUGAAGUAGACAAGUUGAAAAAGAGUCUGAACACUACAACUAUUGAGCGUGACCAGCUACAGAAGGAGAUAGAAAGACUGAACUGGAAGAUCAAAGGGUCCUGUCCUGAAGGAUGGAGAAGGUUUGGCUGUAGCUGUUACUACCUCUCUACUGAGAAGAAAUCCUGGGAGGAGAGUAGACAGGACUGUCUGGAGAGAGGAGCAGACCUGGUGAUCAUUAACAGUGAAGAGGAACAGACAUUUAUCAAUGUGUUUGAGUCAGUGAGUUGUGUCUGGAUUGGUCUGACUGACUCUGUUACUGAGGGAACCUGGAAAUGGGUGGACGGCACCCCACUGACCACCCCAAGGUAUUGGGAUGAUAAAUGCCAUGGUGGUACAUACCAGAACUGUGGGAUCAUUUACAUGUCAUCAGGCCAAGACACAUUGUGGGAUUUUGAUUGUUCCUUUCAAAAACAUGGAUCUGUGAGAAAUAGUCUUCUCAUAGUUACUUUCUCUGCACUGCUGAAUUAA